AUGGGAUCAGCUCUCUCUCACAACCACCAGAGCAGCGUCGCGCCCCAGCAGCAGCCGUCGUUGGCCCACGUCAUCACCGCCGAUGGCUCGCUGACGGUGUUCGCCACCGCCUCCUCCUCCCCCGUCAGCGUCUCCGACGUCCUCGCCGCAGGCAAUGCAGGCGGCUCGUUCUUCCUGUGCAGCUCCGACGCGCUCUACUUCGGUGAGGACGUGCCGGCGCUCGGCGGCGGCGAGCUGCUCCGUCCCGGCCAGAUAUACCUCGUGCUCCCUCAGGCGAUGCUCGGGCGGCCCCUGUCGAGCGCCGACAUGGCAGCCAUGGCGGUGUGGGCUAGCGACCUUUGA
Messenger RNA from Aegilops tauschii subsp. strangulata, 342 nucleotides. Lineage: Eukaryota; Viridiplantae; Streptophyta; Magnoliopsida; Poales; Poaceae. The record is from RefSeq and is a predicted model, not a curated record.